Messenger RNA from Polypterus senegalus (gray bichir), 4947 nucleotides. It is a transcript of the gene cep162, whose product is annotated as centrosomal protein 162. Gene Ontology annotation, cellular component: axonemal microtubule; centrosome; centriole. The record is from RefSeq and is a predicted model, not a curated record. Gene Ontology annotation, biological process: cilium assembly. NCBI's taxonomy places the organism in Eukaryota, Metazoa, Chordata, Cladistia, Polypteriformes, Polypteridae. Bases 440 to 4726 code for a protein of 1428 amino acids. The transcript is spliced from 28 exons.
GUUGCGUUUUGUAAACUCCGCUGUUAAAUCCGCGCGUGCAUGUCGCGGGAGAAGAUAACAGAAGUAUUCGUGUUAAAAAAGGCGUUUAGUAUUUUCUCCAAAAAUAUUAUCACCUUGUAUUUAAUAUAGCCUUUCUUAAACAACUAAUUCGUUAAUGACUGGCGGCAUUUUUUCUACUACAGGUUCCUAAGGAAACGUAAAGUUGUGCAAGCUAAAUUUCAGCCUGAUGAGCUGUCAAGCUCACAAAUGACUAGUUUGGAUGGCUUUGCUCUGUCUGGGCACCCCCAGCCCAUAAUAUCUUGAAAUUUUUUUACAUACUAUAUAUAGAGUCAUGAAAAAAGUAUGCAAGCAUACUUCACCAAUAAACGCAAUUCUGAUUCUGAAACUUGAAGAUUGCAUGGAUGCUCCACUUUGACUGUAACCCACUGACUGAAGAAAUAUGUCUUAUCGGCUCACAAAAGAAGAAAUUGAUGAGCAGUUUGAACAGUUUUUGAAAGAGUCUGUUUCAGAUGAUUCGAUUGAGUUUGGAACCACCAAACGAUCAAGCAUUUUAGAUGGACUGGGCAAGAGAAAAAUUAAAGAAAUUACAAAUAAAAACCAUAAACCCUGGUGGAACAGUGACAAUGAUGAAGAGGAUUCUUCUGGAAGAGACAUUCUGGGUACAGGCAGAAGUUUCAAAUCUCAGAAGAGUUCUAUGUCUAUAGCGGAGGAAGAAGAUGAAGAAGAACAAGUGCAAGUGAAGGCACUGAAUGCUGAAGAUAACCAUGCUUCUGUGUCUAUAAUCCGAGACAGUCUGGAGCCUGAAGAAUCUAUAAUGGCAUCUGGACCACAUUUUGGUUUUGGAAAGGACACGAUGGAUGAAGAGGAGGAGAAAGAAAAAUUUUUUGCUAACCUUGAAAAAGGUGCAUCUUCCACAAUUGAUUAUUCAAGAUUAAAUAAAGAACUUGACUCAACCAACUCAACAGUCAUAGGAACACUAAGAAAUAAUGAAGAGAAGAUGGCAGAGGUUACUACUGACAAGUCUUCAAAUCUGAAACCUACAAUAACAAAUGACUUUCCUAAUCACAGAGAAGAUUCCAAAGAGGGUAACUCUCAUUCUGAGGAAGCAAGCAGCCCCAGCAAAGAGAAAACAUGCGAGGAAGAUAAGAAUUCCCACAAUCCGCCAUUGGCAAAGCCUAGGAUGCUGGCAAAAGUCUCACUUCUUGACUCAUUAGAGUCAACAAAUGGUAAAUCACGUCAAAACACAUUACAGGAAGAUAAUGAAGGAAUAACUGAAAGUAAUGAGAAAGCAUUCACAGACCUUGAUGGAGUUGGUGCAGGUGUUUCAUAUAUUCAAAGUGGUAGUGACCUGGAAGCAUUACAGGAGGCCUACCGCAAGAUUAACGGCUCUUUUGGAGACUCAGGCAGUGAAUAUAAAAUAUUCAUGGGUGACAGCAAGAAUAGUAAAAUGAAUAUUCUUCAGAGCCUUAAAAAUACACAAGAACUUGGAUUUGUUGGUAGUAACACUGACUCAGACUUACCAACUGUUGAAGAGCUCAUGAAGCCCCUUGGGAAUAAGUAUGGUUAUUCACGUGGCUUUGAACUACAGCCAGCAAGCAAAAUCGAACUUCAGCAUGACACACUGGAUGGACUCUUCAAUAAGGAAAGUCUAAGGAAGCAAGGCAGAAUUUCUGAGGAACACUCAGAUAUCAGCUUUUCAUGCGAAGGCCUGGUUCCACAUCAGAUAUCCGGUAUUCAUAUAGCCACAGAAGCUGUUAGUGAUGAUUUUGACCAUAAAAAUAGAGUGGAUGACAGCAUAAACAAAAACAUUUCAAAUACUUCCAGUAUACUCACCUAUGAAAAACGAAAGACUUCUGCUUUAAGAAUAAAUAAUAUGAAUCAGCAAAAACAGGAAAAAAUAAUCAGAUCCCCCCAGAUGAAGGGCAAAAAGUUUUUCUCCGGAUCCUCUGCUGUAGCUAAGAAUUUGGAAUCUGAAAAAAAAAGCCCAUUGUCAAAGCAAGCUUCACCUGUGAAUGAGAAGUUUUCAAGUAAUUUUGCUACAAAUACGAGAGGAAAACACAAGCUACCUGCAUUUCAAGUAACACGAAAACUAAAAGGUGAAGUACAGCAGACAGUUAAAGACCGUAAAAUGGACACCAAAGUGGAUCCUUCUAGACAGUCAUUUACUGGCUAUCUGCAGAAACAAAUCAACAGAAGUACAGUUGACUCAAGUCAAGCUAAAGAUGCUGCUACUAAAUCUGCUCAAGAGAUUGGAGAAUAUGUCCCAGAUCAAUUAAGUACAGUCACUCCAAUAAAUAACAUUCAAAGAGAACUUAGUCUACUGCAAAGAGCAGAAGAGGCCCAGGAGAAAUGGGAAGCAGAGCACAGCCUCGUUGAGAAGCUGAAAGCUGAACUUGCACUAAAGGAAGAAAGACUAAAUCAGAUUGAAAAUGAUCUCAGACUAGAACAUGAAAAAGAAGUCUCCUUCCUAAAACAAGAGAAUUAUAUUCUUCAAGCCAAGCUGCACAGCCUUGAAGAAAACAAAAAAAAUUGGGAUUUUUCUGAUGCAUCUGAUCCCUUAACAAAGCAGAAACUUCAGUCUAUUGCAGAUGAGGCAAAAAACCAAGAGAUUCUCAUUCAGGGAUAUCAUCAGGAAAAUGUUAAACUGUACAAACAAGUAAAAGAACUGCAAGCUGCAAAUAAGCAAAAUGAGGAAAAAAUGUUUAAAGAAAAUCAAAGGUUACUAACUGAGCUUGCUAAUAUAAAAGAACAGAUGGCUCAGACUAACAAAAAGCCUAUAGCCCAUGAUACUGAGAAAACCACUGACCACAGUUUUACAGAAUUAUUGUUGCAGCUUAAAACUGCUCAGAAAACAGAAUCAAACAUGGCUGAAGAAAUAAGAAGACUUAAGCAAGAAAAGCAGUCUCUAGAAGUAGACCUAGAACUUAUGAAGAAAGAAAGGAAUCUAGCCAAAGCCGAAGUUCUUAGCACUUCAGGAGACAAAGAAUUUCAGAUGAAAAUCAUGGAAGAGCAAUACAAACAGGAAAUCGAUGGUUUGAAGAAAAGGUUGCAGUGGUAUGCCGAAAACCAAGAACUAUUAGAUAAGGAUUCCCAACGUCUCAAAGCAACAGCAACUGAAAUAGAAAAGCUGAAUAAGCAGGUAGAGAGACUUAAAGCAGAAGCUGGGUGUCAAAAUGUGCAACAACAAAAAAGAAUUAAAGAGCGGUCUAUUGAUCUGAAAAGAAUUCAGGAGCUUGAAAGACAGGUAAAAGAAAUGGAAGAAAUUAUUCGUAGACGACAUCCAAACUCUCUCCCAGCUUUAAUAUAUGCAGCUGCCUCAGCCACAUCAAGGGGAGUUGAAGGUGCUGACAAACCCAAUUCAGUAGCAUUUCUAGAAAGAAGAAUUAAGAAAUUAGAAGCUGACCUUGAAGGUAAAGAUGAGGAUGCCAAGAAAAGUCUUCGAGCAAUGGAACAACAGUUUCAAAAAAUGAAGAUUCAAUAUGAGCAAACUAUUUCAGAGUUGGAACAGCGGCUUAAAAGUGGACAAGAUACACCUAAGCAAUAUUCUAGCAAUCAUAGUUUAUUACAAGAAGAUAUACAAUUAACAGACUUGCCAGACGGCAAAGAAGACAUCCUUCAAGCAGAAAAUGAUGUUCAUCAUCAACAUCUUACAAAUCACCAAAUGAUGACAUGUCACAGGGCUGUGAAAAAUCUACAGAAAGCUGAAGGUCAUGCAGUUAAUGAUUUUAACAGUAUUGAUAUUGAGAAACUGCAGCAGGAGUUGGCAGUAAAAAAUAGCAAGAUUCAAGACCUUGCAAAAACUGUUGAGGCUCUUCAGAAAGAAAGGAGGACAUUACUGAGUAAUCAGACUAAAGUAGAAAGAAUAUGGGAGAAGAAAAAAAAGCCAUCCAAAGCAGACACAAUUAACACUGAGCCCAGUUCUACCCAAUAUUUAGAAAGUCCUGAACCAUUUCCUGCAACUUUGGAUGAGAAAUGUUAUCAGCCAAAUGUCUUUGCUGGUUUACAUAUUUCUGAUGUUCUCCAGGAAAAUGAGAAACUAAAGUUAGAAAUAGAACAGCUGAAUCUUGAAAUUGAGAAACAAAAAGUAACUUUACAAGCUGCAGUUACUGAGGCAGAAUGUGAAACAAAAAGGUCACAAAUAGAUGCAGAUGAACGUAUGUCAUGUUUAAAAGCGGCUCAUCAAAAAGAACUUGAACGUAUAAUUACCCAACAUGCUUUGGAGCAUUCUUCUUCCAAAGUGGCCGAAUUAACAAAUAAAGUAUCCACACAGGAGAUAAUGAUACAUUUUCUCCAGAAUCAAGUUGCUGAUCUCCAAAGAAGCAAAGAAGAUCUUGCUGCUUCAAAGGUUCAAGGAGAAAAGCUACAGAAGCAGGUUGCAGUAUUAGAAGAAGAACUUGAAGAAGCAAAACAAAAGCACAGCCCUGAACUAAAGCACUUUUUAGCUUUAGAAAGAAAAAUCAAAAAUAUGGAAUUGCGACAUGCACAAAGAGAGCAAGAACUCCAAAAGGUUAUUCAACAGACCCAUUGUACAGUGGACAGCAGGUUAAUUCAGGAAAAUGAAAAGUGGAAAAGGCUUGCUCAGAACAAGAGCAAUGAGUUAGAAAUGUUCAGGAUAGAACUGGAUUCAAUAUUGGACGUUCUGCGUGAGUUGCAGAAGCAAGGAGUUGUCAUUCCAGAACCCAGUGUUGUUGGCACCUUUUCAUCUAAAGUUACUGGACAUAUUUAAACAUGGCUAAUGUGUGGAAGCACAUGAUGAUUAAAAUUAAUGUUAAAUAAGAGCUCUCACAACAUAUAAAUUCUAAAACUGAUUAACAAAUCAUGAAGUGCAAAUGACCUGCUUUGUCUAAAGUGAAGUGAUAAGGUAUGAUAAGCUAAUGUAUGAUUAUUUAUUUAAACAAAUGUUGGUGAUAUAUAAAAGUAAAUAAAAAUUUUUUAUAUUUUAUUAUC